AUGUUAAAGCAACUUUCGAUCGGGAGGUGCCCCAAUCUCGAAUUCCUUUAUGCACACGACGAACCUCUUUGCAAUUCCACAUCUAUCCGUUCCUCAAAAAUAAGUGAGUAUCCAAGUCUGGAAUAUCUUUCACUACGUCAUUGCCCAAAUUUGAAAUCAGUGCAUUGCUUCCUCCCUUCCCUUGUGAAUCUAGACAUAGGUCAUUGUGAUGAACUUGAGUCAUUUCCUGGAUUGGGUUUAUCAUCUAUUCCCGGAAUGCAAUUAUCCUCUAAAUUAGAAUCAGUUGUCAUCUGUAACUGCAACAAACUCUUUGCUGGCCGCAAGCAAUGGGAUUUGCAAAGACUCCCUUCUCUUACAAGCUUCAGUUUCAAUGGAUGUGAAGAAGUUGAAUCCUUCCCUGAUGAAGAUCUGUUCCUCCCCUCAACACUCACAUCUCUUACAAUCAAUUGUCUUCCAAAUCUGAAAUUUCUUAACUACAAGAAGAUUCAAAUCCUCACUUCACUUAGAAAAUUUACAAUCGGUGACUGCCCUAAGCUCCAAUCCAUGCCACAACAGGGCCUGCUCUCUUCAAUUGAUUAUCUAUCUAUCUCUGCAAGCCCCUUGCUGGCACAGAAGUGUCAACGGGAGACAGGGGAGGAUUGGCCCAAGAUUUCUCACAUCCAUGAGAUAUGGAUUAAUGGGAACGAGAUCAAUUGA
Molecule: messenger RNA, 696 nt
Organism: Dovyalis caffra
Lineage: Eukaryota; Viridiplantae; Streptophyta; Magnoliopsida; Malpighiales; Salicaceae
Source: the annotation of a GenBank genome assembly